UUUUUUUUAUUAUUAUUUUUUUCUUGUUGUUACUAUUCUAUAGAAUGUCAUCUAUUGGUACAAAACAUCAAUUUCCAUUAACUGAGGAAAAUCUUUCCAAAAUCAAUGCUUAUUCUCCAAAAUACGAUAUCCUAUCCAAUUUUUGUAUGGCUGGUAAUGAGGCACCUUCUCAUGAUCAUCAUCUUCGAAUAGAAACACAAAAUCAUCAUCAUCGAUCAUCUUAUCAACGACGUGUUAGAAGAACAUCAAGGGAUGUUGUUAUGGAAUCACCUCGACUUUUACCAUUUCCAUAUCACAAUGAUAGUCAUUUCUUACCUACAGCCGAACGGAAACAAAUGGAACAUCAAAAGAAAAUAGCAGGUUCUAUCUCUGAUCUCAGUUUAAACUCCCAAAGAACACAUCGAACAACAUCUCAUACAAUCAUGUCUUUUUCACCUCGUCGUGCUGCUAGUGUUCCUCCAACUCUCAUCACUACUAGAAAACCAAGCGAUACUUCUUCUUAUUCCAUACCAUUAUCAUCAUCGCCAUCAUCAUCGCCUUUAUCAUCGCCUUUAUCAUCUUCACGUAGAAUCGAUUCUCUUUUGACACGACUCAUUAGCUUUUUCAAAAAAAGAAAAAGACAAUCAUCAGCAUCAUCAACAACGACAUCUUCAUUAUCACCAUCAAUAUCAUCAUCCAAAUGUACUCGAUUACCAAAAAAGUCUCCUGUAUGGUUUAGUGAAUUCUCUGUCAAUCCUCCUCCUCCUAAUGGUAUGACCAUGGCUGCUGCUUGAAUGAUUUUUUAUUUAUUGUAUCCACCUUUUUUUUUUUUUUUUUUUU
Molecule: messenger RNA, 819 nt
Organism: Halteromyces radiatus
Lineage: Eukaryota; Fungi; Mucoromycota; Mucoromycetes; Mucorales; Cunninghamellaceae
Exons: 1
Coding region: 45-773 (242 amino acids)
Source: RefSeq, a predicted model, not a curated record